Colletotrichum phormii is the source of this 1413-nucleotide messenger RNA. RefSeq names its product splicing factor, Prp19-binding domain-containing protein. The coding region runs from base 1 to 1413 and encodes 470 amino acids. The transcript has a single exon. Gene Ontology annotation, biological process: mRNA splicing, via spliceosome. Lineage: Eukaryota; Fungi; Ascomycota; Sordariomycetes; Glomerellales; Glomerellaceae. Gene Ontology annotation, cellular component: U2-type spliceosomal complex. Gene Ontology annotation, molecular function: RNA binding. The record is from RefSeq and is a predicted model, not a curated record.
AUGCCACCCAAGCGCAUGACCGCGAACCCGGUCAAGCCGGGACGCUACUUCCCCGGCAAGGCCGUCCCCCAAGAGGACUCAUCAGAUUCAGACGCGAGCGACGAUGAGAAGGCAGACGACGACACAACCAAAACCCGCGCGAUCCCGCCGCCGCCAAAGGCAUCGAGCGCCGCCAAGAUCGCCAGCAACCUCAGCAAAGUCAACCUCGACGAACGGAGGCGCGAGGCGCAGGAGAAGGAGAACCAGAGGAUAGCGCGCGAAAAGGCGGAGCGGCUCGCGGCGGAAGAGGGUUUCGUCACGGAAGAGGAAGACGAAGCCGACGAAGAGGGAGACGAAGAAGAAGAAGAGAGCUCCAGCGAGGAGGAAAGCAGCAGCGAAGAAGAAGCCCCCCGCAGACUCAUGAUCCGCCCCAAAUUCGUCCCAAAGAACCAGCGCAACGCCGCCAAGGGGGGACAGUCCUCCGCGCCAAAGGACGACGAGACGCGCCAAGCAGAAGAAGAAGCCCGCCGCAAAGCCGCCGCCGACGCCCUCGUCGAAGAACAAAUCGCAAAAGACCUCGCCGCCCGCGCCGCCGGCAAGAAGCACUGGGACGACGACGAGGCAUCGGGCUCCGACGUCGACACGACAGACGAUCUCGACCCGGAGGCCGAGAUUGCGGCCUGGCGCCUCCGCGAGCUCAAACGCGUGAAGCGCGAGCGCGACCGCAUUGCCGAGCAGGAGGCCGAGUACGCUGAGCGCGAGAGGCGUCAGAACUUGACGCAAGAGGAGCGCGACGCCGAGGACGCGGAUAAGAUUGCUGCGCAGCAGGACGAGAAGGACGCCAAGGGCAAGAUGUCGUAUUUGCAAAAGUACUACCACAAGGGCGCAUUUUACAGCGAGGAGGCGAAAGCGUACGGGCUUGAUAAGCGUGAUCUCAUGGGCAUGCGCAUCGCGGAUGAUGUCAAGGACCGGAGCGUGCUGCCGGAGUACCUCCAGAAGCGCGACAUGACGAAGCUGGGCAGGAAGGGCGGGACGAAGUACAAGGAUCUCAAGAGCGAGGAUACAGGCCGAUGGGGCGAGUUCGAUGACCGGCGUGGUGGCGGGGGUGGUGAUCGGAGGAGAGGCGGCUUCGACAGGCACGAUGUCGACGAGCGGUUCCGGCCGGAUAACGACCGCGAGGUCAACGGUGCCAACGCUAUUCCCUUGGGUGACCGCAAGGCGCCUCCAGGUGGUGGCAGAGGUGACCGCGACAGGUACCGCGACGAUGACCGGCGCGGGGGAGACAGGGACGACUACCGCCGUCGCCAUCGGUCACGCUCGAGGUCACCGCGCCGCGACUCGCGAGACGACUACAGGGACAGACGGAAGCGCAGCCCCUCCCGCGAGAGGGAACGCUACGACAGCGACAAGCGGAGGCGCGUGGACCCUAGAUAA